Ustilago hordei is the source of this 657-nucleotide messenger RNA. RefSeq lists its product as uncharacterized. The transcript has 4 exons. The record is from RefSeq and is a predicted model, not a curated record. The coding region runs from base 1 to 657 and encodes 218 amino acids. Lineage: Eukaryota; Fungi; Basidiomycota; Ustilaginomycetes; Ustilaginales; Ustilaginaceae.
AUGUCACCGUAUCUCACUUGCUCCAAGACUGCCACCGUUGCACCUCCUGCUGAGGUGGCAACGACAUCCUCUCAUCAUCAUCAGGCAGUAUUAUGGCUACACCCCUGCGAGGAUCCUGCCACAGAGGCGAAUCCUCCUGCCCCUUCGGUCUCGGCCCAAGUGGCCAACCCCCUUGCUCCUCCAGUGGUUCAUUCGCCACUGGAGCCCCUUUUCUUGGGGAUGGAUGAUGACAUCAUCGUCCCCAGCCCCCUCCCCUCUCCUUUCCUCGCUCCUGUUGUUCCCAACCCCAUGGGGAAUGACUUCUCUCCCACUUCCCCCAUGGUUGACCUAUACAAGGUUGAUGCUAGACAUUCUGCCAUAGAGAUGACCACUCUGGAAUGUCAAGCAGCUUGGGAGGUGGAGUUGGCCAGGUCCCCAACUCCCCCUCCUACCGCUGAUGAGGUUGUUGAUGUGGUCCUGGCUGCUUCCAGAGCAGGGACCCCAGUCUACAGGCCAGAGGAGAUUGCUGGUUGGGCUGAAGGGUUCGUCAUGGCCGACCUCCUGAUCGAAGUGUCUUCAUCGACUGGUAAUGCUUUGCCUCAUGGAAGGUUGCAUGCCUUGGCCGAGUUGGCAGUGUCAUUGCUGCUUCAACCUGGGCAUACUCCCUCUCUUUCUUAG